Messenger RNA from Schistocerca cancellata (South American locust), 1095 nucleotides. RefSeq lists its product as uncharacterized. The coding region runs from base 1 to 1095 and encodes 364 amino acids. Lineage: Eukaryota; Metazoa; Arthropoda; Insecta; Orthoptera; Acrididae. The transcript has 2 exons. The record is from RefSeq and is a predicted model, not a curated record.
AUGAAGGAGCGGCCGCUCCAGGCCAGCAAGGCAGCUCGACCACUGACUGUCGCGAAGGCCCUAACUUGCGAGUGGCUUGGCUUGCCCAAGUGGCGGUGGAGCGGUCCUGCCAGGCAUUGCGCUGCACGCGUGGAGGACAAGGGGGGGGGCGAGGAGGAGGAGGAGGAGGAGGGGGGCGAGGAGGAGGAGGAGGAGGAGGAGGGGGGCGAGGAGGAGGAGGAGGAGGAGGGGGGCGAGGAGGAGGAGGGGCAAGGAGGAGGGGCAAGGAGGAGGGGCAAGGAGGAGGGGCAAGGAGGAGGGGCAAGGAGGAGGGGCAAGGAGGAGGGGCAAGGAGGAGGGGCAAGGAGGAGGGGCAAGGAGGAGGGGCAAGGAGGAGGGGCAAGGAGGAGGGGCAAGGAGGAGGGGCAAGGAGGAGGGGCAAGGAGGAGGGGCAAGGAGGAGGGGCAAGGAGGAGGGGCAAGGAGGAGGGGCAAGGAGGAGGGGCAAGGAGGAGGGGCAAGGAGGAGGGGCAAGGAGGAGGGGCAAGGAGGAGGGGCAAGGAGGAGGGGCAAGGAGGAGGGGCAAGGAGGAGGGGCAAGGAGGAGGGGCAAGGAGGAGGGGCAAGGAGGAGGGGCAAGGAGGAGGGGCAAGGAGGAGGGGCAAGGAGGAGGGGCAAGGAGGAGGGGCAAGGAGGAGGGGCAAGGAGGAGGGGCAAGGAGGAGGGGCAAGGAGGAGGGGCAAGGAGGAGGGGCAAGGAGGAGGGGCAAGGAGGAGGGGCAAGGAGGAGGGGCAAGGAGGAGGGGCAAGGAGGAGGGGCAAGGAGGAGGGGCAAGGAGGAGGGGCAAGGAGGAGGGGCAAGGAGGAGGGGCAAGGAGGAGGGGCAAGGAGGAGGGGCAAGGAGGAGGGGCAAGGAGGAGGGGCAAGGAGGAGGGGCAAGGAGGAGGGGCAAGGAGGAGGGGCAAGGAGGAGGGGCAAGGAGGAGGGGCAAGGAGGAGGGGCAAGGAGGAGGGGCAAGGAGGAGGCCCUGGAGGGAAAGGGACAAGAGCAGCUGAGGGUGAGGAAAGAGAAGGCUGGCCAGGAUGGGUGCGGGGGAGGGGUGAGGAGGCGACGACGUAA